Molecule: messenger RNA, 2664 nt
Organism: Seminavis robusta
Lineage: Eukaryota; Bacillariophyta; Bacillariophyceae; Naviculales; Naviculaceae
Source: the annotation of a GenBank genome assembly
AUGGCCAGUAACGACGAAAUCGACUCCUUGGUCAACAAGUACAGCAGCAGCAGCAGCCAACGCCGUCCCAGCAGCCAACGCUUCAAUAGCAGCACGGGUAGCAUAGACUACCAAGCCGACAACAGCAAUAAUGAUAUCAAUUUUGGUUCCGUUCGAGCGUCUACUACUGCGGAAGCCUUUCCCGGCGACAAGUUUGUGAUGCGCCGCCACAAGAGCAAACGCGACAAGAAGAAAAAGAGCAAACGCAAUAGCUCUUCCCACGGCGGCUCCCGCCGCAGCAGCAGUAGUCAUUACAGCAAAUCCACGUCCAGUCUCAUGACGGACCCUGCCGAAUUGGUGGGCGACUUUCACAACAACAACAACAACCAUUAUAAUAACAACAAUAGCAGCAGCACCAUGGACGGUUCCGGCAAUAACAACAACAAACGCAAUACCAACACCCGCGCCAGUGUCUCUCCCAGUUACUAUACCACCGACGAGGAUGACUCGGAUCAUUUGGGAGCCAGUACAUUGGAAAAUGUGGGCAACAAAUACGUGUUGCCUCCCAAACAGCCCGAACCCGAAACCCAUGCGCUUUUGAGUAGCGACAUGGCCGAUCCCAACGAUCCUCUCGGCGGACCGAUUGAAAGUUUCCAAGACGAAUUCGACGCGGAAUUGGACGAUAUUUCCAUGCGCGACACCAAAUCUCGCAACUUUAUCAAUUUGAGCGAGCUCGAAGCACGCAAUACCAAAUCCACCCGGACACGUUGUCGCCAAUGCAUCACUUACAUUUUCAUUCUCGCUAUCAUUGGAGCUGUUGUCGGAAUUGUCGUUUAUACUCAAACAUCAUCCUCCAAAAAUGACGACGAUAUUGGCAAAAUUCCACAACAAGUUCCCAAAACACAAGCUCGUCUCGUGGGACUCUAUUGUCACGAAGGAGAGGAUCUAGGACCCGGCCAGUCGGUUACCUUGCCGCUCAAACUUACGGACGAUUGUAAAAAUGUAUGUCGCAAGGCCGAAUGCUGUUGGAAUCCUCACGGACAGUACGCCUGUACUACAGAAUCCAGAGACAAUUGUGUCGCCUACAAGGAAUGUCAAGAUUUCAUGAUUCCUCACACUACCAGUGACGCCACUGAUGAGGACGGAGAUCCCAACGAUGACAGUGUCAUUCCCAAUGAAAUGGACGUUCCGGCCGCACCGGCGACACUCAAGACGACCUGCGUUCCCAUUGGGGCUGACUUUACCGCCACCCAAACGUGUUUUGAUAUCUGCGAACGAGCGUCGUGUUGUUGGAAUUCGACCAGUGAUCUUACGUGCACGGCCGCCAGUUUUCAAGCCAAUUGUGCUCCGUACGAAGAACAUUGCUCCUUUUUCAAUGAUCAUCCCCACAAACAGCAAGAUAAACAAGGUCUUCCCUUUGCCGUGGCACCGUCCGAUUUGGAAUCUCUGUGCGACGUGGGUACCAUGGAAGAAUUGGGAAUGGAGAAUUGCGAAAAACAAUGCAAUUUGGCCGAGUGUUGUUGGAAGGUCGGAACGGUCAAUUGUGAAUCGACCGUGCCCGAUAACAUGUGUGAACCCUACGCCAAGGCGUGUGCCGUACUCAACACUAUUGGACAAAAUUCCGUUGUUAACAACAACAACAACAGACCACAAACCACGCCACGACCGACAUCGACGCCGCGACCGGCAGCCACGCCACAACCUGCACCAACUCCUGGCUCUUCCUCGUCGUCUUCUAGCGUUGUUCCAGAGGCACCCAAUGGGCUUGAUGUUUAUUGUGACCCAAGUGAAAUGGAAGAAAUCAGUUUGCACAUUUGUGAAGACAAGUGCUCCAAGGCGGAAUGUUGCUGGAGCACAAGCAGUGAAGCUUGUCCCAGUUCGGUACAACCCGAAACAUGCCAACCCUAUGUCAAGGCAUGUGCCAUUCUCAAUGAUCUUCAAACGGAUAACGCACCAAAUCCCGACAACCAGACACCCGGUAACAACAACAACGUCCCACAAGCUUCCGGUGACUUUUCGACGCGGUGCUCCAAAGAAAACAUUAUUGGAUCGUCCGAUGGUGGUCAAGUGUUGAUCCAGUGCGAGCGAGAAUGUUUGGCGGCUUCGUGUUGUUGGCAACCCAACUCACAGUCUUGCACAUCCAACGCCCGGUGCUCGGCAUACGAAGAACCGUGUUCCAUCUUUGUGGGCUUGUUUGAGCCUGGCGGCGACGGCACCCCCGGCAAUGGUGGCGUUCCACAAGCGCCCGGCAAUUUGGCGGCGACAUGCGCUCCUGACGUGUUGACGACAAGUGUGAACAACGGGGCCGCCAUUGUGGAAUGCGAAAAGGAGUGCCUGGCAGCUGCAUGCUGUUGGAAAGAUACGCAUGAUACAUCGUGUCCCAGCGAUCCCAACUGCUCUGCGUACAUGGAACCAUGUGGCAAUCACCUGGUUGCUGCCAUUGAACAACUCGAGGGAACAGCCAGCGUAUCCAACGGAAACGCGGCAUUGAGUGCAGAAGCUAGGGAAAUUGCCGAUGCUUGCAACACUCAAGUAGCCUUCUUUGUUAAGACGCGGUGUGAUAAUGCGUGCCACCCUGGCGCAUGUUGUUUCGAUGAUAGUGCGACCUGUGGGACAGAAGUGGACUGUGGAAUUUAUGACCCAUGCAGUGUCCUCCACCGCAACAGGCAUAAUCUUCGUCACUGA